AUGUCAAGCAACGCACCCCCCUUGGUGCGCAUUAAAGUGGAGAGCACGAUGAAGGCGGGGGGCCUGGUGUCGGAUGACCUUAUCCUCCGACUCAUCAGCAACGAACUCAACCAGCGUGGAUGGCUCUACUCGGGCCACCCCUCCGGCAACAUAAUGACGCUUUCCUCCUCUUCUAUCGACACUGCCGAGCCCAGCCAGUCAUUCCAGAACGAUGCCGAGAUGGCCGCCUUCCUCUCCUCCCCCGCACACGCCCGUGGUUACGGCCAGGCUCGUAUCAACGAGGACCCGUCCGCCUCGUUCCUCCUCGACGGCUUCCCGCGCACAGCGCCGCAGGCCGACCGUCUUGACGAGAUCGUGCCCAUCAACCUAGCCGUAUCGAUCAAGACGCCACUCGAGGUCAUCAUGGAGCGGAUAAACGGGCGAUGGGUGCACGAGCCGUCGGGCCGGGUGUACAACACGUCGUUCAACGCACCCAAGGUUCCCGGCCGCGACGACGUCACGGGCGAGCCGCUAGAGCGCCGGUCCGACGACAGUGAGGAGGUGUACCGCGCCCGGUGGAAGAAGUUCCAGGAGACCAGCGAGCCGCUGCUGGAGCACUACGCCCGCAAGGGCGUGCUAUGGGAGGUAAAUGGUAUGAGCAGCGACGAGAUCACGCCGAAGCUCCUCCGCGAAUUUGAGCGGCGGUUUGUGUGA
Messenger RNA from Chaetomium globosum CBS 148.51, 693 nucleotides. RefSeq lists its product as uncharacterized. The record is from RefSeq and is a predicted model, not a curated record. Gene Ontology annotation, biological process: nucleobase-containing compound metabolic process. Bases 1 to 693 code for a protein of 230 amino acids. Gene Ontology annotation, cellular component: cytoplasm. Gene Ontology annotation, molecular function: AMP kinase activity; ATP binding. Lineage: Eukaryota; Fungi; Ascomycota; Sordariomycetes; Sordariales; Chaetomiaceae. The transcript has 2 exons.